Messenger RNA from Manis javanica (Malayan pangolin), 1786 nucleotides. Lineage: Eukaryota; Metazoa; Chordata; Mammalia; Pholidota; Manidae. The record is from RefSeq and is a predicted model, not a curated record.
CACCUGCCCUCAGCGUGCGCGUGCGCUGCCGCCCUGGGACGCGGGUCUCCACACAGUCGAGCCGAGUCACUGCACCAGCGGAGACCCCGGGCCCGGCCGGCGCCGCGCGGGACACGUUCUCGCAGGGGGGCGGUGGAACCCGCUUCCCGUGCUUCUGCGCUCGCGACACGGAGGGCGGAAGCGGCGGCACGGAGAGCGGAAGCGGCGGCCCUGCUUCCGGCGCCAGGGGCGCAGCGGGCGCGUCCGGGCUAUGGCGGCGCUCCGCUGGCGGGCCUUUGGUCGGCACUGCCUCAUCCCCCUCACCUGGGCCUGUGUUGCUGGGCAGACUCUUCAUGGAGCACAGAAGAGGGUGACUGCUUCUUUGCUUCGUAGACGGACCAUGGCCUCCAGUGGAGGGGGCCUUGAGGAAACCUAUGUUGAAACCAAAAAUGAUGUUCAGGAACCGGAGUGCAGGACAAAUCUGACUCAGUGCCUCCUUGAGAAGCAGAGGACUCCUGUGGCUCGAGGGUCCUUGGAGCGAGAGGAGGUCGUCCUUUCCCUCGUGGACAUGGGCUUCAGUGAUGUCCACAUUCACGGACUGCUCAGUGUACAACCAGGUACCCACCCUCAACAGUUGCUUGACAUCAUUUCAGAAUUACUACUCUUGGGUUUGAAUCCAGAGCCUGUGUAUGUGGCCUUGAAGAAAAGUCCUCAAUUAUUGAAACUGCCUAUAAUGCAAAUGAGGAAGCGCUCCAGUUACCUGAGGAAGCUUGGUCUUGGAGAAGGGAAACUAAAGAGGAUACUUCAGUGUUACCCUGACAUUUUCACCGUGCGUCAGCGUGACCUUGACAGCAUCGUCAGCGUUCUCAGAGAGAAGUGCCUCUUCACGGGGCGGCAGGUGACCCAGAUUUUGCACAGAUGCCCUCACGUUCUUCGGGAGGACCCUGCUGAACUGGAAUACAAAUUCCAGUAUGCCUAUUUUAGGAUGGGGCUUCAGCACGUGGACGUGGUGAGGACCGACUUCCUGCAGUACUCCAUAGCCAAGACCAGGCAGAGACACGUGUUCCUCGAGCGCCUGGGAAGGGCUGCUUCUAGGUGGCGGCUGUGCACCCUUCGGCCACUCCAGGGGCAUGAUAUGUCGCUGUGUCCGGUCUCAGCGAUGGGAGGAUCGAUCACUGGUUCAGUGCCGGCAGCCUGACUGAUCCAGAAUGAAGUCCCCUUAGGCUCUGCACCUGACGGCUUGAGCGGCCAUGGAGGUGCCGGAUCUGCGUCCCAGACCCAUCGUCUCACUGGGGUCGUAUCUGACCCGACCUGGCGCUCCUGUGCUGUCACUAGCGGGGAAGCCAUCUAUGAAGACCUGCUUCUCCUUGCCCACCACUUGGUCACCGUGCAAGUCCGACAGGCAAGGCUGGAAGGGCGACCCAUUCUCCUUUAUUUGUACACUUGCCCAGCAAGCUGUAAAGUUGAACGCUACGUUAUUCUUCCUUUUUGGAGCAUCAGUGUGAACUCAUGGACUUAAAUAUAUAUGUUACAGCACAUAAAAAAUAUAUAUGACAGACGGGUUUCCAUCUUGCAGCGGUGAGUCUUCCCCGGCCAGAGGGAGCCGGUUCGGUCGGCUUGUGCGCACUUUAGACGCCAUCCCAGUUGUUUUUGAAAGUUCGCAAGUAUGUCCUGGGUUCAUUUUAUUCAGUCUGCUUCAGUCUUGGAAUCAGCCCCUUCUCCAAAGACCCCCGUUCCUUCCAGUGGAGAAUGGCAGCCAGAGCCCACGGUCUGGGCAGCUCUUACUACUACGGGGUGUCAGCGCUUC